GAGUUUAAUUUAAAAAAGGGGAGGAGUAACGGAUUUACGUCACAGGCCGAGAGAGGAGGAGGAGGAGGAGGAGGAGGAGAGGACUGAGAGAGGGAUACUGUCCUCCUGUUCCCACACCUCAUCCGUUUACGGGUGAUUCAACACUGGACGACUGUUGAGGAUAUUUCGUCUGCGACUCUGCCCGUGAGGAGCGACUCGUCCAACCGGUCGACUGUCCGCGAGCUACUCGGGCUACAUGGCCAGCGGGCACAAUACAGCUAACCGCUAGCUUCAGCACCACCCGGCGAACGGAAGAGUCGUAGCAGGGGAAUGGCAAGAGUUUGCUCCGAUAGCCCUGUCGGAAGAAACAACGAGUAGCCAGAAGGAACCAGCCCCAGCUUUAUUUAGUUCUUCGAAUCACCGGUUGUUGGUGUUACUGCAAUCACAACCAUGGUGCAGAAGUACCAGUCACCUGUCCGGGUGUACAAGCAUCCCUUUGAGCUGGUGAUGGCGGCCUACGAGCGCCGGUUCCCGACCUGUCACCUUAUCCCCAUGUUUGUGGCGAGUGACGUGGUGGAAGAGGAGGGCAAUGAGGAAGGUUCCACCAACAGGGUUGAGCGCCGCUGUGCCCUGGAUGUUGACGCCCCGCGCCUGCUCAAGAGGAUUGCCGGUGUGGACUAUGUCUACUUCAUCCAGAAAAACACACUGAACCGAAAGGAGAGGACACUUCACAUCGAGUCCCACAAUGAGACCUUCUCCAACAGGGUCAUAAUCAGUGAGACCUGCUGCUAUUCGGUUCACCCUGAGAAUGAGGACUGGACUUGUUUUGAGCAGACCGCCAGCCUGGACAUCAAGUCCUUCUUUGGCUUUGAGAGCACUGUGGAAAAGAUUGCUAUGAAGCAGUAUGCCAGCAGUAUCAAAAAGGGAAAAGAAAUCAUAGAUUUCUACCUGAAUGAGCUAGAAGAUGAAGGAAUCAUCAAUGUGCCGCGCUGGACUCCCUCAUCACCUCCUGUGUCGCUCCCGAGACCAACCAGCCUCUUCACCAGCCCAACUGUCCUCCCCAAACUGGUGGUCACGCCUGCUGUUUCUAUCCCGCUGCCCACUGACGCCAAGGACAUCACCCGUCAGGAGAUCGAGCAGGACAGCAGCACACUUCAGGCAGACAGCCUCACAGAGAUUCUGCCUGGUACACCUGAAGAUAAAUUGGAUGCAGAUUAUAUCAAACGUUACCUAGGCGACCUGACCCCCCUGCAGGAGAGCUGUCUGAUCAGACUUCGCAAAUGGCUGCAGGAGACUCACAAGGGAAAGAUUCCUAAGGAUGAGCACAUACUGCGUUUCUUGCGUGCCAGAGACUUCAACAUGGAGAAGGCACGGGAGAUCCUUUGCCAGUCACUGACCUGGAGAAAGCAGCACCAGGUGGACUACCUGCUGGAGACCUGGACCUCACCACAGGUCCUCCAGGACUACUACACCGGGGGCUGGCACCACCAUGACAGAGAUGGGCGUCCUUUGUACGUCCUGCGGUUGGGCCAGAUGGACACCAAAGGACUGGUCCGCGCUCUCGGAGAAGAGUCUCUGCUCAGACACGUGCUGUCUAUUAAUGAGGAGGGUCUGAGACGCUGUGAGGAGAACACCAAGGUGUUUGGUCGACCAAUCAGCUGUUGGACGUGUCUAGUGGAUCUGGAGGGGCUGAACAUGCGUCACCUGUGGCGCCCAGGGGUCAAGGCGCUGCUGAGGAUCAUCGAGGUUGUGGAGGCCAACUACCCAGAGACUCUGGGACGGCUGCUUAUCUUGAGAGCCCCCAGGGUUUUCCCUGUCCUCUGGACACUGGUGAGUCCAUUCAUUGAUGAAAACACCCGCAAGAAGUUCCUAAUAUAUGCAGGCAAUGACUACCAGGGUCCCGGAGGGCUGGUGGACUACAUAGACAAGGAGAUCAUCCCUGACUUUCUGGCAGGGGAGUGUAUGUGUGAGGUACCAGAGGGCGGCCUAGUUCCCAAGUCAAUGUACCGCACAGCUGAGGAGCUCGAGAACGAAGAUGUCCGCAUGUGGACCGAGACUAUCUACCAAAGUGCCAGCGUCUUCAAAGGAGCUCCACACGAGCUUCUGAUAGAGAUCAUUGAUGCCUCCUCAGUCAUCACCUGGGACUUUGACAUGUGCAAAGGCGACGUGGUUUUCAACAUCUACCACUCCAAGCGGGCCCCCCAGCCUCUACGUAAAGACCCCCUGGGAGCUCAUGUCAUCACUUCUCCAGUAGGCAACAAUGUCCAGCUUAUUGAUAAAUCAUGGAUGCUGGGGCAAGAUUACAGCAUGGUGGAGACCUCGCUCACUUGCAAGGAGGGCGAGAGUGUACAGGGCUCUCAUAUUACACGGUGGCCAGGUUUCUACAUCCUCCAGUGGAAGUUCCACAACAUGCCGGCCUGCUCGGCCACCAACCUGCCCCGUGUGGACGACGUGCUGGCCACCCUGCAGGUCUCCUCGCACAAGUGCAAAGUCAUGUACUACACUGAGGUGUUGGGCUCUGAGGACUUCAGGGGUUCGAUGACCAGCCUGGAGUCGAGCCACAGCGGCUUCUCUCAGCUCAGUGCCGUCACCACCUCCUCCAGCCAAUCUCAGUCCAGCUCAAUGAUCUCCAGGUAGAAACAGGAGGCUGAGGACUCUCCCCCCCCCCAACCCCCCCAGCAGCAAGUCUCUCUUGAACUGAAGCAUGCUUGCACAAAUGGAAAACAAUGAAUAAAAUCUGAGGCAAAAAGAAGAAAAACAGACUGUACAAUUUUAAAGGGCUGAUUUUUUUUUUUGCACAAAGGUGAUAUAUUUUGUGUGCCUGGUAUCUCAGCUGGGCUGCAGUUUGAAUCAAAACAUCAGCAGAAUGUUUGUUUGUGUGGAAAGGUUAAAGGUCGGGAGAUGAAUUGCGGUGCCUUUGUGGCACGAGAAGCUGAAAUGAGCAAUAUUCUCAUCCUUGGAGCUACGAGAUCAGAUGAAAACACUGGAGGCGCUGUUACAUAUAUGCAUUUACAUCUACACCCAUCUACACGAAACAUACCUCAUUCAUGUGCGCUCUCUGAUGAACUGGAUGUGCUGUUACAAACACACACACACACACACACAUAGACACACACGUGGACAUUUAAUGACGUGCAACAAUUUACAGUGUUUGCCAUAUUUCCAGAGGGGUUUCUUCAAUCUGGUGAAUUGUUUAUAGGUCAAGUGUGGGAGGGCGUAGUAAAUUCUGAACAGGACUUGGGUCAAAGAUCACCUGCAAUGUUUUUCCAUCGUCAUGGCGUGGAUGGAGGGGGUGGAGCUUUACUGAAUCACGACAAUGCAGAUGAUGUCAGCAAAGUCGCCAGUUGACAUGAGCUUUCAUCGUCGUUUGUGGCAAACCCCACCUGUCCGACUCACGAGGGCUUUAUCACAGCUUGAAAAUCAUUUGAAUAUUUGACCUGGGCCUGACUCUUAGCGAAGUCAAUCCGCGAGAAGCAAUAACACGAGUUUGACUUUCUACUGUGUGAAAUAUUUCUAUUUUAUCAUUCUUGUGUAUGUGAACGAUCAUGGGUGCUGAUUGCAGAUGAGCUUUUAGUUUUUUGUAAGUUGUGUCCUGGCAGAUAGAUAAACUGAGCCAGUUAACAACAAAGUUCUGUGGCGAUAUCGUUCUGUCAGGAGAGAAGCAAAAAUAACUCCACAGCUUUUUCUCCUGGAUUUAUCUUUUCUCCUGGAUUUUGUUUUUAUUUUCCUUGGAAUGACCACAGUUGUUUUGCUUUCUGCAAAAACCUGUUAUGAAAGAGAUGCCUUGUUGCUGAUUUGUGAAUGUGCUACUGAUUGGCUAGUGCUCGCCAACCAAUGAAAUGCCUGAAUUUGGAGGGUUGUGAUGUAAUUGGGCAGAACCGCCAUCAUUCUCUGCUUAUGUUUUAGAGUGAUGCAGAUUUUAUUGUGCAUUACGGAUGAAUGUUACUUGAUAAUAUACUUUGAUGGCAGGCGAGGAGACAACAUAUUGAUACUGUACGUGUACUAGUUUGUUGCUGUAUUUUAGAGAUGCGUAAUUGACAGGGUGAAGCAGUGUGGUGUGUUACGGCAUGUGGUUAUUGGGUUUAAAGAUAUAUUAUUUAAAGAUUGAAAUAUAGAUAUUUUAAGAGUUAUGUGUCAGUAAUACCAUUUUAGCCUUUGUAAACAUCACUUGGAAACGUACCUGCUUUUUUCAAGGUCACCACUGUAAUAGAUGCGCAAUUGUGAAUUGAAUGAACAUUUCGAAAUGCAACACAUCCUGUAAUCCUUGGAUUACCAGUUUUUAUGACUAUUUAUUUGGCUGAUUAGCCUUGAUGACUUCACGUAGAUCCGACUACCUGUCGAGGGCAGAAAUGAUCGCUAUUGCCAAGAGUCAUUCCCAUGCUGUUGCCAUCGUUACCGAGUUCAGCUGGCAGAAAGAAGAAGAAAAAAAAACAGACAAACAUAUAUAAAACUAAGGCUUUCUCUUUAUAUCGCAAUCAGACUCCUAAAAAUACUGGCUCCGUCUGUGGUUUUUGAUACAUGAAACUGCUCGUUUUUUAAAAAAAACUGUUAAUGAAAGGUCAAGAGUAAAGUUGUGCUAACUGUAUGUCAUUAACUGCAAUAACAUGAAAUGCUUAACUGAAAAAAGGACCUCCUCAGAUUGUGGGCUAUUUAAAUUGUGUAUGAUGGUGUAAAAGAAUGAAUGUGGGGGUAAAAGAUAUGCCUGUAAAUUGUGUGUAAACAACUCUUCUCACUUGAAGCAUGUAUAGAAAUCACAACUUAACUUUCUAUCACCUGAUUAUUCCUUCAGGAGGUUGACUUCUAUUUCUUCGAUGGUUCGACUGACGAUGAAACAAACGGCGUCAGUUCAACACCAAACUUAACGGCUCUCAUAGUUCCCAGUCUCUUUCGCUGUGCACUCUGUCACUUGUACACUCCAGGCUUGCUGUUUUGCUUUCUAACACUUUUCAUUGUGUAUAUCUCAGAAAGCAGAGUGGACCUUGAUUGAAGCCAUAGGCAUAAAGAAAGUACUUCGAUGUUUUGUUUAAAUUUUCCAGAAAACCGUCAUGAUAUGCCGUCUCUGACUUCAGCUCUUGCAGUGUGCACUUUUCAUCAAGAUCUCAUGACGAAUGAGGGCUAUAACUGUUUGUUUAUAAUCUGUCUCUCUGCUUCCUUCUCAUGUUGCAUAUCUGCUCUUUACCUUGAUGUGAGGGAUUAUGUGUAAAGUACAUGUUUGGAUUAAUAUAUGGCGCCUUUACAUUUUUUGAAAACAUUAAACUUGGAUUAUGAGAAAAUA
Cyclopterus lumpus (lumpfish) is the source of this 5254-nucleotide messenger RNA. Its product is annotated as SEC14-like protein 1. The coding region runs from base 430 to 2616 and encodes 728 amino acids. Gene Ontology annotation, cellular component: cytosol; cytoplasm. Gene Ontology annotation, biological process: negative regulation of RIG-I signaling pathway. NCBI's taxonomy places the organism in Eukaryota, Metazoa, Chordata, Actinopteri, Perciformes, Cyclopteridae. The transcript has 16 exons. The record is from RefSeq and is a predicted model, not a curated record. Gene Ontology annotation, molecular function: RIG-I binding.